This is a messenger RNA of Chrysoperla carnea, 2887 nucleotides long. It is a transcript of the gene Sfmbt, whose product is annotated as polycomb protein Sfmbt. The transcript is spliced from 7 exons. Gene Ontology annotation, molecular function: zinc ion binding. The record is from RefSeq and is a predicted model, not a curated record. NCBI's taxonomy places the organism in Eukaryota, Metazoa, Arthropoda, Insecta, Neuroptera, Chrysopidae. Gene Ontology annotation, cellular component: nucleus. Gene Ontology annotation, biological process: heterochromatin formation; regulation of DNA-templated transcription. The coding region runs from base 143 to 2887 and encodes 914 amino acids.
CUAUGUUCGUAUGGUAUCUUUGCAAUAGUUUGAAGAUUAUUAAUUGGACAAUUAACAAAAUUAUAUGAAAAAAUUGUAAUGUCUUGACAUAUUAUUAAUAAUAUUAUCCGAUAUUUCGUUGAAAUUUAUAUGGAGUCGUAAAAUGAAUGUUUAUACAAUGCCUGGUGUCUCAGAGUUAGGAAUGGUAUGGAUGGGAGCCGGUGGUCAAUCUAAUUCAAACAUCUCAAUGGGUUUGAUGCCUCACGAGGCUUCGAAUAUGAUGAUGGAUCAUGAUAGUCCAUUUUUUGCGUCCCACCAUUCGACUUCGAAUCAUUCAACGGAUGAUAUGUCUACGCAUACACCAAAAAUGGAAAUGGACGAUUUAAGUUCAAUGAUGAUCGAUAGCAAUGAUACAUCGUCGUUCAAUUUAGAAGAUUUCGAUGAAGAUAACUCAACUAGAUUUAUGAUGAGUACAGCAACGCAAACAGCUACAAUGUCCAGUCGAAAAAUUAAACCAAUCAAACAUCCGGGUCUAGUUUUAAAAACGCCGAUUGCAUAUCAAAGUAAUACAGAUCCGUCUGUAAUACCAAUUCAAAAGGAUGGCAUGGCUGUUUGUGAAAAAUGCGGAGCAAUCGGAGUCAAACACGCAUUUUAUACACGGGAACGUCGAUUUUGUAGUAUGGCAUGUGCGCGUGGUUACAGUGGCCUUAUACCAGAACCUCUCACCUCAUCACCUCAACAAUCGCCUGAACAAAACAAUUUCGCCGAUUACAAAUUUAAAAUUGAACCAGAUGAAGAUUACAGUGGCUUAGUACCCGUUGAACCUCUUCCUCAAUUACCAACCCCGCCAACAUUAUUAACUAGUAUCGAGGAUACAAUGCCUUUUGUACGACGUAAAAUGCCUGAAUUGGCAAAUACGUACGAAUGGAAUUUCUCUGAUUCAAGUUUUGUCGCAGCUCCUGUUUCAAGUUUCCCACAUGCUCCCAUAGCCGAUAUAUGGGAUAACAUUUUGGUUGGCAUGAAAGUUGAAGUUGAGAACACAGAUAGUGAAAAUUUUUCAGAAGCUUUUCCCGAUUCAUUUUGGGUGGCAACUGUUUUAAAAAUUAUUGGAUAUAAAGCGUUAAUGCGUUACGAAGGUUUUGGGACCAAUUCCAGUAAAGAUUUUUGGGUUUCAUUGUGUUCAGCCACGGUACAUCCAGUCGGUUGGUGUGCCACACGUGGCAAACCGCUCAUUCCACCAAAAACAAUUGAAGAUAAAUAUAAUGAUUGGAAAGAUUUUUUAGUGAAACGUUUAACCGGUGCACGAACUUUACCGUCGAAUUUUUAUAAUAAAGUUAGUGAUAGCAUGAAAUCAAGGUUUCGUAACGGGUUAAACUUGGAAGUUGUUGAUAAGAAUCGUAUUUCACAAGUGAAAGUUGCCAUGGUUCAUAGUAUUGUAGGAAAACGUUUAAACGUUCGGUACCACGAUAGUGUUGCGGGUGAUCAAGGAUUUUGGUGCCAUGAAGAUUCACCGUUGAUACAUCCUGUAGGUUGGGCUCGCAUGGUUGGCCAUACUUUAGAUGCUCCAUUAGAUUAUAUUGAACGAAUAAAUGAAGGAAUUUGGGAUGAAGAUGAUGCUACGGCUACAUAUUUUACAAAUAUACAGAGUGGAUUAAAAAAUCAACAUUAUAAUUCGGGUUUCUGUGUGGGUAUGAAAUUAGAAGCUGUGGAUCCAUUGAAUUUGUCAUCGAUUUGUGUGGCCACGGUUAUGGAUGUUUUAAAAUAUGGGUAUAUUAUGAUUCGAAUAGAUACUUACGAUGUAGAAGCAACUGGAGCCGACUGGUUUUGUUACCAUAUUAGUUCACCAUGUAUUUUUCCUGUCGGAUUUUGUGAGAUGAAUAGUAUCCCGUUAACACCACCAAAAGGGUAUGACGCAUCUACGUUUAAUUGGAUAAGAUAUCUACAAGAAACAAAUAAUAUAGCAGCUCCCGAAUGUUUAUUUGCACGAGAUAUACCUCCGCAUAAUUUUAAAGUUGGCAUGAAAUUAGAAGCAGCAGAUUUAAUGGAUCCGCGAUUAGUUUGUGUAGCAACUAUAUCCCGAGUAGUGGGACGACUUAUUAAAGUAUCAUUUGACGGCUGGGAAGAAGAAUAUGAUCAAUGGUUAGAUUGUGAAAGUCCUGACAUAUAUCCCGUGGGAUGGUGUCAAAUGGUUGGUCAUAAAUUAGAAGGUCCACGAUUACCGACCAAACCAAAUACAGUUGUUGUAAAAUCACCUAAAGGUUUAAAGAAACGUGGACGUAAAAAAAAGAAUAAAGAUGUGCCCGCAAAACCAGCUCCACCAAAAAAUAAAAUACAUCAACAACAAAAUACGGCACAUGCACAACCGGCGCCGCCACCACCACCUGUAACGCAUGACGAUAUGAUUGAUAUUAAAGAGGAAAUCAUAAUUAAAGAGGAACAUCAAGAAGAUUUUACUGAACCAGAAACGGGUCAUGAACCAUCAGGGCCUGAUCAAAAUUUACCAAUGGCUUCGGAUUCAAGUCAAUUGUCCGCACCAAAUGAGAGGAAAGCAACGUCUUAUAUCAAUAACCAUUCCCUUGGAUCGACUGGUAAAUAUAUACCACGAUUGAUUGACGGUACGGGUGGAAUAUCCGAUAAUGGGGAAUUAUGUCCGGCAGAAUGGAAUGUUUUUGAUGUUGCACAAUUUUUGCGUGUCAAUGAUUGCGCAGCGUAUUGCGAUACGUUUAGUAAACAGAAAAUAGAUGGCAAUAGUUUGUUGACUUUAACAAAAGAUCAAAUAAUAAAUUUUACUGGAAUGAAAGUGGGUCCAUCAUUAAAAAUAUUUGAUUUAAUACAACAAUUAAAAAUCAAAUUAAAUCCAGCACAUUCACGUUUAAUGAAAGCUGCCAAUAUGAAGAAAAUAUUAUAG